CAUAAAAAUUCUAUGAAGCUGAAGUUGAGAGGCCAUUUCGCAAAUUACUUUCUAUUAUAAUAUUAAAGUGUGUUUUAUUGGAUCCAAAAUUGUAGGUUUGUUCGAUAGUAUCGUUCCAAAGUUUGAAUCCAGGGUUUAGGGUUCGUGAAAAUGCCAUGGCUAACGUGCACGAAGCUGACGCUUUUCACCAUAGCUGGAGUUGCGAUUCAAAUGGUUGGCCUCUCCAUCUUCGUCUUCGGCUUCUUCCCCGUCAAACCAACCCUUCCCGGACACAGUGGUUCGGAGAGUUUUCGAGCACCGCAGUGCGAUUUGGUACGAAAUGAGAGUGAGAGUGAUCUGCAUCCCCAUCAGCUCAGGUCACUAUAUAAGGAACUAUCAGGAAUGCCGCCUGCAUUUGACCGACUAAUACUAAUGGUUAUUGAUGGUCUUCCAGCAGAACUCGUGCUCGGCAAGGAUGGUAAGCCUCCAAGCAAGGCGUUAAUGGAAGCUAUGCCAUAUACUCGGUCACUGCUUGCAAAUGGAAUGGCAAUUGGGUUCCAUGCAAAGGCUGCACCUCCAACUGUUACAAUGCCUCGUUUGAAGGCUAUGGUUUCUGGAGCAAUAGGGGGAUUCCUGGAUGUGGCUAUGAAUUUUAACACACAAGCUAUGUUAGAUGACAAUCUUCUCGGCCAGUUUUUCAAGAUUGGUUGGAAAAUGGUGAUGCUUGGUGAUGAAACAUGGCUUAAGUUGUUUCCCGGAUUAUUUUUGAGGCAUGAUGGAGUCAGCAGUUUCUUUGUUAAAGAUACUGUACACGUGGAUCAAAAUGUUUCUCGACAUCUGGGUUAUGAACUUAGCAGAGAUGACUGGGAUUUUCUGAUUCUCCACUAUUUGGGCUUAGAUCAUGUUGGACAUAUUGGUGGGCGCAACAGUGCCUUGAUGGCCCCAAAACUUCGAGAGAUGGAUGAGGUGGUGAAGAUGAUUCAUAUGAAUAGUAUACUAAAUCAAAAGAAUGAUGAAGGACAGACACUCUUGGUUGUGGUAAGUGACCAUGGCAUGACUGAGAGUGGUAAUCACGGAGGGUCCUCCUAUGAAGAAACUGACUCCUUAGCUCUUUUUAUUGGCGUGAAAAAUAACAUCUCUGAUCACUUCUUGUCCACCCAUAACAUUAUUCACCAGGUUGACAUUGCACCAACAUUAGCUCUUCUAUUUGGUGUUCCAAUUCCAAAAAACAACGUUGGUGUUCUGAUUGCUGAAAUUUUUGGGUAUUUGUCUGAAGACCAACAGAUGAAGGCACUGGAGUUGAAUUCCUGGCAAUUACUUAGAUUAUUGCAAGCACAAAUACCUGGUUUAUCAUGUCGAAAUUACCCACGUGAUGGCUUAAGGGAUGAUCAAGACUUCAGAAUAGCUAAGUGCUCUGGGAGCAUGGAAGCGAUGUUUUGCUGCCUAUAUACAAAUGCUGCACUUCUCCAAAAGUCCUGGAUGUCUAAGGCAAUCUCCAGGUCUAACAGUAGGGAAGACUACACUAGCACGGUUGUAGCAUACUAUGAGUUUCUCAGAACUGCAAGUGAGUGGUUGUCACACAGAGCAACUGAUAAACCUGUCAGACUACUUACUGUCGGAAUUGCUGCAAUGCUCCUAUCUUGUCUGAUAUUAUUAAGCCUUCUAUUUCAUACAUGCAAAGAAGUCUACCUUAGAGAGCAGUCCCUUUUUGACUUAGAGAGCAUCAAGCAGACCUGGUAUUUAGACGAGACUUUUGUAUUAGGCGUAGUAUUGAUUCUCAUUGUAAGUAUGGCAUCAAGUUCUAUGGUAGAAGAAGAGCAAUAUAUUUGGCAUUUUGUGGCUUCCACAUUGAAUUUGCUAUUAUUGCGUAAAACAAUAAAAUGUCCUACAGGGGCAGGAGCACAAGAUCUCCAUAGUUCAUCCAAGGGAAAAAACAAAAUAAGUUUUUGUCGAUUGAGUUCCAUCUCUGUGGUUCUUAUUUCUGGAAGGAUAUUGAGAGGCUGGCACCAAGGAGGUGUGAAUUGGACUAAUCUUCCUGACAUUUCAAAGUGGCUUGAGCAGGCUGGGACUGAUAAUGUAAAAUCAAUUCAGCUAGUCUCAUGCCUUCUAGUAAUGAGCUUAAGCUUAUGUGUUCUUUUUCUAUUUGGAUUCAACAUGAAAUUUGUUCUGGUGAUUGGAUUCAGCUUUCUUAUGUCUGGAUUGCUGGUUUUGCAACAUUUUGUUAAACAUCAAGAUGGUAUGUUUGCGUCAUCGAGUUGCAGUACAACAACAUUGGUACAAAUAAUUUAUGCAAUUAUGGGUAUUUCCACAUUUGGGACUGUUGUAGCCUUACCAUGGUUCGUACGUUUCUCAACAUCUGAGAUGGGCUUGAGUCAUGAUUUGUACAUGUCAACUUCUGUUCCCAAUGAAGUUCAAAAUAACACGCUGCUGGUGAAAUUAAGAGAAUCUCUGUAUCUAGUUGGGUGGGAAUACAUCUCUUUCUGGUGUCUUCUGCAACUGCUGCUUCAACAAACAAUUAACUCAAUGACUAUAGUGUUGCUACUUGUGCAAAUUUUGGCCAGCAUGUUGUAUUUUUCUUAUAGUGGCCUGCAUCAGAAGCAAUGGGUUGAGAUAGCUGCAUUUUACUUUUUGGGAAUGGCCGGCCAUUUUGCUCUGGGUAACAGCAAUUCACUAGCUACUAUUGAUGUUGCCGGAGCUUUUAUGGGAAUCUCAAAUCACUCGACAGUACUUUCUGGAAUUUUAAUGUUCAUUAUCACCUAUGCAUCCCCAAUGUUAUUUAUCCUUAGCAUGGUGAUGUAUGUCUCUGUGAAGGACACAAGCUGUCUCCCAUCUCUCGUGAAUGCAGAUUCCACACAACUCCUCAAACUGAUGCUUGGCUUCCCUUGUCUGGUUCCGCUGGGGUUGAACUCCAUUUUGCUAACAGCAUACACCAUCGUAUUGCUGAUAAUGAGGAACCAUCUUUUUGUUUGGAGCGUCUUUUCCCCAAAGUACAUUUAUGUUUGUACCACAACUAUAUGCGUCUACAUGGGUGUAUCUGUAGUAGCUACAACAGUGACAUAUACUUACUGGGUGCUGGGGUUGAGGAAAAAGAUGCUAUCUAAGCUUGGCCAUCACCAUUUAAGAUAGAGCUCGACUGCGAGAGUAAUGCUAGUUUUGUUGGCGGUAAACCAACAACAUAGACAGAUCAUUCUUUUAUAUUUUGUUAUCUUCCGCCAGAAGUUUUUUGUAGAGUUACCGAAACAGCAGAAAUACGGGCUGAUUAAAGUGUUGCUUUUUGGGUUAAUUUUGUGUUGCAAUAACAAUUUUGAUACAAGUUAAACUUAGAGGGGUAAGACCUUUUAUAAAAUCAUUUCCAAUA
Malus domestica (apple) is the source of this 3337-nucleotide messenger RNA. RefSeq lists its product as uncharacterized. Gene Ontology annotation, biological process: GPI anchor biosynthetic process. The record is from RefSeq and is a predicted model, not a curated record. Lineage: Eukaryota; Viridiplantae; Streptophyta; Magnoliopsida; Rosales; Rosaceae. Gene Ontology annotation, cellular component: endoplasmic reticulum membrane.